AUGAUUACAUCACAAUCAUCACCAGAAAAAAGAUUGUUCAAUUGGCAAGAACAACAACAACAGCAGUCAAAUACGAAAAAUGACAUUGAUACUACGUUAUUUUGGACAAGAAAUUUUAUAGUUCUAUCAAUUGGAAGUAUUAUGUUAACAUUUAUUGUAACAUUUGUAGCUGUAAUCUAUUGGUGUUCAAAACAACAAAAAUUAUCAAAAACAAAAUCUCAUCCAUCUGAAUUAUCAUCUUUUACAACACAUUCUAUUAAUGUUAAAGCAUCGAGACCAAAAGAAAUAAAAUUAUUUCCUAUUGUACCAAAAUUAAUUCAACCAAAUUCAUCAUCAUUCAUAUUACCUACUAUUGAAGAUAAUAAUUAUAAUAAUCUUAAUCAUGAUCGAUUUACGACAGAUACAUGUUCAACAGCUGAUUCAUCAUCAUCAUCAACGGCUAUAGCUACAAAAAAAUUUCGAAAAAAAAAUCUCUUAGAAAGAAAAGCCAUGGAAGUGGAAUCACCAACCGUCUGUUGUACGUAUUGGAGUAAACCAACAUCAUUAUUAUUUAAGAGGAGGAGAGGUUCAAAUAAUUCGUUAACAAUCUCAAUAGCUCCAAAACAUCGUCUUCUUAAUAGUCCACCAGUGGAUUGUCCAUCUGAUGAAUAUUUACUAACAGCAACAAGAAAAUUAACUAUUGAUGAACUUCAUCAACAUGCACAAGAUGCUCGAUUACUUUAUCAUGAAUUUUGGACAAUUCCAACAAAUCAUCUUGAAAAACUUCGUAUUUGUGGUGCUGGUACUAAAAAUCGUUAUGGUACAAUUAUAGCUAAUGAUCAUUCUCGUGUAAAAUUAUCUGAACUACCUGGUGAUCCACUUUCAUCAUAUAUCAAUGCAAAUUAUGUUACUGGUUAUCCAAAUGAAUAUCAUGCAUUUAUAGCAACACAGGGCCCAUUGGCCAAUACAAUUAUUGAUUUUUAUCGAAUGAUUUGGCAAGAACAUGUACCAGUUAUUAUUAUGAUAACUCGUUUAUUUGAAAAAAAUAAAGCAAAAUGUGAAAGAUAUAUUCCAGAUAGUCAACCUACUCAAUAUGGACCAUUUCAUAUUCAAAUUAAAUCAAUUUCAUAUCAAACUGAUUAUGAAAUACGUCGAUUGAUUAUUGAAUUUGAAAAUGAACAACGUGAAAUUGAACAUUAUUGGUAUACAGCAUGGCCAGAUCAAUCUUGUCCGGAUAAUGCUCAACCAUUAAUUGAACUUGUUAAAAAUGUUGAAAAAAGUCGAUUAGAAUUGUCGAAUUUAAAUAAACAUUUUGGUCCUAUUGUUGUUCAUUGCAGUGCUGGCAUUGGCCGUACGGGAUGUUUCAUUGCAUUGAGCAAUGGUGUAAAACAACUUGAUAAUGAACAUAUUAUUGAUAUUGUUCGUAUACUUUGUGACUUACGUCGAGAUCGUGGUGGAAUGAUACAGACAAAUGAUCAAUAUCAAUUUGUUUAUCAAGCAUUAAGCGAAUACGCAAGAACGUUGCAAUUCUCAUCUUGA
Rotaria sordida is the source of this 1518-nucleotide messenger RNA. The record is from the annotation of a GenBank genome assembly. NCBI's taxonomy places the organism in Eukaryota, Metazoa, Rotifera, Eurotatoria, Philodinida, Philodinidae.